This is a messenger RNA of Racocetra persica, 336 nucleotides long. The record is from the annotation of a GenBank genome assembly. Lineage: Eukaryota; Fungi; Glomeromycota; Glomeromycetes; Diversisporales; Gigasporaceae.
AUGAAGUCAUCAUUCGUUACCGCUAUUUCUGCCAUUAUCAUCGCUUUGCUCUCUUUUGAAGCUUUAACCGUUUCCGCAACUGAAAAAUUCUUAGGAAGCUGCAAACACUCAAAGAUAAAGGCUAAUGGUACUCAAAUUAAAACCGGUAAAAAUGAUGAUGGAUUUUGUUCCAGUUUAAUUCAAGGACAAAUCCCAUCCAAUUUGAACAUGGUCUCCUCUCUUAUCAUUCGUCCUACCGAUGGUCAAAAAAUUAAAGAAAAAGAAUCUUUCGAAAUAAAAGUUAAGGUUAAAAAUUUGAAUACCUUCGAUUUAAAGAUAGAUCGAGCCCAAAGUUGA